GGCUGUGGAGAAGCAGAAAACGCGACCUGCAGAAAGAUAAAGCCUGAGGACGUGUACACUUGAAGCAGGUUAAAGUACAGUUGUGGGGAAAGAGACCUCUUGCUGCUGUGUCUGAUAAUGGCAGCUCCUGAGGUCGUGUUGGUGGGAUCUUGUAUGACUGAUCUGGUGAGUCUUACCACUCGUCUACCCAAAGCUGGAGAGACCAUACAUGGGCACAGGUUUUUCACUGGAUUUGGAGGGAAAGGUGCCAAUCAGUGUGUCCAGGCUGCACGGCUUGGGGCUGAAACCUCAAUGAUCUGCAAGGUUGGGAAGGAUUCCUUUGGUUAUGAUUAUAUUGAAAAUUUCAAGAAAAAUCGGAUUCCUACAGAUUUUGUAGGUCAAGCCGAGAAUGCAGCCACAGGAGCUGCUUCAAUCAUUGUUGAUAAUGAAGGGCAGAACUUUAUUGUCAUUGUUGCGGGAGCAAAUUUACUUCUGGACUCUGAAGACUUAAAGAGGGCUGCUCCGGUCAUCUGUCAAGCCAAAGUAAUGGUCUGUCAACUUGAAGUAACCCCAGCUAUUUCUCUGGAAGCUUUGAAACUGGCACACAGCAGUGGAGUGAAGACAUUAUUUAACCCUGCUCCAGCUCUUGCCGACCUAGAUCCACAAUUUUAUAUCUAUUCCAACAUCGUCUGCUGCAAUGAAAGUGAGGCUGAAAUUCUAACAGGCAUCACUGUCAGUAAUGCCCAAGAUGCUGGUCGCGUGGGCCUUGUGCUGUUAGAGAGAGGCUGUGAGACUGCAGUCGUAACCUUGGGCCCAGAGGGAUGCGUAAUGGUCUCUGCAAAGGAACCCAUUCCAAAACACAUUCCUGUUAAGAAGGUCACCGCUGUGGACACCACGGGAGCAGGUGACAGCUUUGUGGGAGCACUGGCUUUCUACAUGGCUUACUACCCCAACCUGCCACAGGAAGAAAUGCUGAAAAGGGCCAACUUUAUUGCAUCAGUUAGUGUCCAGACAACAGGAACACAGACUUCCUUUCCCUAUAAGAAAGACCUGCCACAGGAUCUAUUUUAAGUUUUAUCUGUAGAAUUA
Gekko japonicus is the source of this 1068-nucleotide messenger RNA. It is a transcript of the gene RBKS, whose product is annotated as ribokinase. The record is from RefSeq and is a predicted model, not a curated record. Bases 118 to 1050 code for a protein of 310 amino acids. Lineage: Eukaryota; Metazoa; Chordata; Lepidosauria; Squamata; Gekkonidae. Gene Ontology annotation, molecular function: ribokinase activity. Gene Ontology annotation, biological process: D-ribose metabolic process. The transcript has 8 exons.